Messenger RNA from Oreochromis aureus, 2511 nucleotides. Its product is annotated as zinc finger protein 239-like. Bases 1302 to 2255 code for a protein of 317 amino acids. Gene Ontology annotation, biological process: regulation of transcription by RNA polymerase II. Gene Ontology annotation, cellular component: nucleus. Lineage: Eukaryota; Metazoa; Chordata; Actinopteri; Cichliformes; Cichlidae. The transcript is spliced from 2 exons. Gene Ontology annotation, molecular function: DNA-binding transcription activator activity, RNA polymerase II-specific; RNA polymerase II cis-regulatory region sequence-specific DNA binding. The record is from RefSeq and is a predicted model, not a curated record.
CUCUGUGGUGGCCUCAGCCAUCUUUUACGGUGUGGUCUGCUGGGGCGGCAGCAUCUCUGCCAGGGACAGGAAGAGACUGAACAGCUAAGAAAAUAACACAAGCUACCAUGUACUUUAUCUGCAAAGACCUACGUGGAAAAUGAGGGCCUUUCUUACAUGCUCAAGAAGCUGGAACCCAGGUAUGUGAUACCAUCACGACGUUUUUUCACGGACACAGCUGUACCCAGUCUCUACCUGGACGUGAAGCUUAAAGUUGAGCAAAGUUUGCACAGCACAGCAUAUUAACUUGUGACGCAUGGACCUCACGGGCUGUGGAUUCAUAUGUGACUAUAACAGCUCAUUAUCUCACAGCGGACUGGCGACUGCUGUCUUACGUUCUCCAAACUUGAACAUUACAUGAAAGUCACACCAAAGUGAACAUUGCUGAGUUCCUGCAAAAUGCAGCACAGGAAUCGGGGAUUGCCGACAAAAAUCUGGUGGUUGUCACCGACAAUGCUUCUAAUAUGACAAUUGCCAGUCGACUAGCGUGAUACCUGUACGUGAAGUUUUUCAAUCUGGCGUCACAACGAGCCUUAAAUCUGCCUGCGGUAGCCAGGGUCUUGGGGAGAGUGCGCCGCAUAACUGGCUUUUUCAAUUGAAGCACAGUGGCAAACCAAACUCUGGAGCAAAAACAGAAAAUCUUACAGCUCCCGACUCACAAGCUCAAGACCGACGUCUGCACAAGAUGGAACGGUGCUUAUGACAUGCGCCAGCGUUUCCUACCAUUUGUGCAGCAUCGCUGUCUCCCGAUGUGAGAAAGAGUAGCACAGAUAUCUUUACUCUAAAUAAGACAAAUAUUGGAAACACUGAAGAAAUUGUCUGGGCGUUAAGGUCAAUGCAAGUUGCGACUACUGUGAUGUCUGAGGAACAGAAUCCUACUCUCUCUUGUAGCACCGCUGCUAGCACAGCUGUUGCAUGUGUGGGUUUUCUACAGGAAGAAAAGAGGCAGCAGACCAUCUCUGAGCCAGAAGCCCAUGAACAUCAUGAAGAACUGACGACACUGAGCAAAAUCCCAGACCCCCUCUCAUAUCAGCCAGGAUGAUCAAGUCCUGUGGGCUAACAGACUUGCUGGUCAGACUUGUGGUGAUGUUGGAGCCCCACCAAAAUCAUUAUCUGCCAAAGCUGAGGAGGAGGUGAAAGGAUACCAGGAGGUCACACCACUGUCAUUCAUAGAAGACCCACUAAGCUGGUGGAAAUCCCACGAGCAAGCAAUCCUUUCUUGGCCACGCUGGCAAAAAGAUGCCUUUGUAUCCCAGGACAAGAUGGGCAAAGAAAUGCGGAAAAAACACAGAUGUCAGCAAUGUGAGAAGGCUUUCCACAACCUGAAGCAACUCAGGAGACAUCAGAGAUGUCACACUGAAGAAAGAUUGUACAGCUGUGAUCAGUGUGAGAAAACAUACAAAACAGUACGCACACUAAAUGUUCAUAAGAAAACGCACAGUGGAGAGAAACCACAUAUGUGUGAGGUGUGCGGCAGUGAAUUUAUCUCAUUGGCAAAGUUCUCAACUCACAUUCAACGGUAUCACACCGGAGAGAGACCGCACCAUUGUCAGCAAUGUGACAAAGUGUUUGUGACCCGAGGCGAACUAAAGAUUCAUCAGAUGGUUCACACAGGAGAAAAGCCAUACAGCUGCGGUGAGUGUGGGAAAAGUUUUUCAUGGCUUUCCAAUCUUCUCCGUCACCAGCGCAUCCACACUGGGGUGAAACGGUUCACCUGUGAGGAGUGUGGAAAAAGUUUCACUAGAUUAGAUAAUUUAAAGGCGCACAAGAACAUCCACACAAAAGAAAUGUUUUUCUCCUGUGAGCAGUGCGGUAAAGCUUUCUAUUCAUCAUCUAACCUUAGGACUCAUGUUGUUAUGCACACUGGAGAGAAAUCGCACAGAUGUGACCAGUGUGGGAAAACAUUCACCACGCCGCAACAGCUGAGAAUCCACACACGUAUUCACACUGGAGAAAAACCACACAAGUGCAGACACUGCGACAAGACUUUUAGUUCACAGGCUUCCCGCACAGUACAUGAAUGCAUCCACACUGGAACAAGACCGUACAGCUGUGAGGAGUGUGGGAAGCGUUUCACUUACUUCGGUGCUUUAAAGGUGCACAGGAACCACCACACAAAAGAAAUGCUUUUUUCCUGCGAGCAGUGCGGGAAGGUCUUCACUUCUCGUAGCGCAUUUUAUUAUCAUAAAAGGAUCCACCGAAAGAAACAGCAAUAAUGUGCACUUUGCGGAAAAAGAUUUGAAGGAGUACAAAUUCACUGCUGCACUCUCACUGAAGAUACAAUCUGAAAGUGUACUUUUCUUUGAAACAUGGAUACGAGUUGUUUUAGGCACAUUGUUCAGGCCUAUAUCAUUAUUGUGUUUCUGUUGCAUUAACCUCCUAAGACCCGAACUCUUCCACGACAUGCAUUUUUAAUUUCUCUUUGAUAUUUGGGCAUAUUGGGGCCCAAUGAAUGUAAAAACAAAGAAUUUC